Molecule: messenger RNA, 626 nt
Organism: Pyrus x bretschneideri (Chinese white pear)
Lineage: Eukaryota; Viridiplantae; Streptophyta; Magnoliopsida; Rosales; Rosaceae
Exons: 1
Coding region: 73-399 (108 amino acids)
Source: RefSeq, a predicted model, not a curated record
GGUAUAAGGUCUCUGUUGUAUGUCCAUUGUUGCAGGGAUUUCGAUUGCGAAAUUGCGUGUAAAGAUUGAGGAAUGGGAACCGAGGAAAAGGGAAAAGUAUUGCAGCAAACCACAGGUCCCCAAGAUGCUGCCGGUUUGAGAGGAGCUGUGGAAGCAAAGUACCGGCAAAUCAAAGAGCAUGCAGAGACCUAUCCUUACGUUUGGGCUUCCUACAUUGUUGUAUACGGUGGUUUUGCUCUCUGGGGUACCUACAGAUGGAGAAGGCUUCGCAAGACUGAGGAUCGUGUACGUGCCCUUCAGGAGAGAUUACGCAAACAUUAUGCAGCAGAAGAGGCUUGUGCUAGCUCUUCCACCCCAGCUGUUAAGGUUCCAGCGUCUGCUGAUAAAAUCUCCAACUAGUAUGAGCAUUGAUCAAUGCUUUUUAGGUUUCCUUCAACCCGAUAAACAAUAGUUUGCUUCGAGUAUGAACACAGAUUGCCUGGGACUUUCUAUGGACGAGAAUUGAAUCCAAAUGUGUCGUAUACGUAGGUUAGGGUGAAAUGUUAGAAAUUGAUACUUUCGAUUAAAACUUACGGAAACAGCUUCUUAUGCUAAUUUUGUGACACUUGACGGUCAUUUUAUCCGAU